This is a messenger RNA of Lithohypha guttulata, 4143 nucleotides long. RefSeq names its product Tuberous sclerosis 2-like protein (gene TSC2). NCBI's taxonomy places the organism in Eukaryota, Fungi, Ascomycota, Eurotiomycetes, Chaetothyriales, Trichomeriaceae. Gene Ontology annotation, molecular function: GTPase activator activity. Bases 1 to 4143 code for a protein of 1380 amino acids. The transcript has 2 exons. Gene Ontology annotation, biological process: positive regulation of GTPase activity; negative regulation of TOR signaling; regulation of small GTPase mediated signal transduction. The record is from RefSeq and is a predicted model, not a curated record. Gene Ontology annotation, cellular component: nucleus; cytoplasm; TSC1-TSC2 complex.
AUGAGCGUUGGCCACCAGCUCAAUGGGACCACGUCCAGGUCUGCCUCGAAAAGCAACAUCAGUGAUACAUCCAGCCAGAGCGAUCAGAAGUACCAGCCUCCUUUUGUGUCUCCCCAUGAUCUUGAGGAUGAUGUACACCAAUAUGACCACUCCGGCCACGAACUUAGAGCCUGGCUUUCCAGCUUUGGCGACCUUGAUCAUCGAAGUGACGGGACUAGGACGGAUGUUUCCCGCCGGUUUAGACUUGACGAGUAUCAUUAUCCACUAGAAGAGCCUUACUCAAUGCUCCCGAUGCUGGCGAGUCAAUUGAGACUGUGGUUCGAUACUCGGGUGUCAAAUGCUCAGGAAAGAAGUGACGUUGUCUGGUUGCUACACUACAUUUCAGACUAUAUCGAGCUUGGUCAUGUCAGCCUGGAUGCUGACGAGGUUUGUGGACUCUGCACUCAACUACUGUACGUUUGCUACGAGGCAAGGUACCCCCAACAAAUUGAAGGCUGCUUGGCUAUCUUUCUAUCAAUCGCUAAAGCUGGCCACUUUCCACGCAAAUGCCUCAAGGAAGUCCUCGCUGCUUUGUCAUCCGCGGUAGUCAUCUUGGAAAAGCCACUGGCACGACUGCCCGAGUGCGUUCAAAUCCUUGCGUCCGGGCCCCUUGCAAAGGAUACCAUUUUCGCGCUGUAUUCGCAAAUGUUGGCCGUAACUAGGAACCACGACGAAGAGGAAGAUUCACGAAACACCGAUAUGUCCCGAAAGCUGGCAUCUGCUCGCGGUGCAGCUCGGCACUUGAGCAGACUUCUUGAGGUUACAGUACCGGAAGGAGGGCAUAUAAUCGAUGUUCCACAACUCCUCCAAACAAUCAGGCAAAUGGCCGAAGCGAAGUUCAUACGCCUAGCUACGGAAAUCCUCGUCCUGCUCUACCAUCUAUUACGGAGCUCUCGGGUCGAAGAACUGGUUCAAGCACAGCAUACAUUUGCAAUCUUACUAGACAUCUUCGAUGUCUGCAGAGACUCGACUAUCGUACCUGACCUCUUCGACUCUACCUCGAAAUCCAAGUCGCGACAAGAAGAGAACAUCGCUCGUGAACGUCGCUACAAAAAGGACCUUGACAAGUCGGCGACAGAGUUCCUAGGUGCGCUUUCUCUUGUUUUGCCACAGAUGGAGACCGACCAUGCAAGCAGAGCUUGGAGGCAUAUUAGAGCUGGAGAUUACCUUCGUGCGGAGGCAAGAGCUGGUGCUAUUCAGUACAUUAGAGAACAAAAAAUAUGUAUACCAGGCCAAAAUGCAAACUGGUACGAAGAGCUCCAGUUAUUGAUCGCCAGAGUCUUAAUCGGAAAUCCCUCUCAUCGAUCCGACGUUGACAUGGAAAGAGCUUUGUAUGAUGGUGAACAAGUCAGCGACGGUUUCAUCGCAGAGCAAGCGUUAUUGAGAAUGAGACAACGCAUUGAGGUGCUUCAUCUAUGCAUGGGAGCGAUUCGCAGCUGUCCUUUCCAGACUGACGAGACUGCUCAAGAACUACCUGCUACUAUGACACCUCUUGAGGCGGGCGCGCAAGCUUUGCAGAAGCUUUUGACCAUCGUUAAUUCUGAACCCACUGGUGAGGUCGUCCGAGUUUUCCUCGACGAGCUGAUUGAUCUAUGUACCAGCUCUACUGAUGGUUCCGAGCCACCCUACGCCAGUGUCAUCAUCGAGGCUCUGCUACAUAGCACUCUCACCAAUGCUCCAGCGGACAAUACUGCUGGUAGUGUCUAUUGCAAGAGCACCGAAGCCCUUCGCUCCAUCUUUGUGCAAAGUCUUGCUACAACCACCAAUGUCCCCAACCAAGUCUUCCAAGCGUUACUGCAGAUCGCAGAUUAUCGAAAGUCAGGCACAAUUUAUAUCGAGCGAUCCUCGGGAAGUGCCUACAUGGCAAGUGCUUUGUGCAAGACAGACGAAUCCUUGAGGGCCAUGUUUUCCGAGACCGACACAGACAACCAAGACCUUCGAGGCAGAUCCCGCAAGAUGCUUGAAAAGCAGCUAUGGAUGUAUCCACGAGAAGCUGAGUUAGUGGAGACGUGGCUACUUCCUGAAAACCCAACUGUUCAUAUCAAAGGAAUCGGUGGUGCACAUAACGAGCAUGACCUUGAUAUAGCAGAUUGGAUCUAUCUCAUUCACACCAAUUUACUCAAUGACAAAGACUGGGAGACUUACAGUUACGCAAUUGUUCACUUUGGCAGUCAGUUGAUCAACACGUGUCUUUUCGAGCAGAGCCAGGAAUACCUCGCUAGCUUGCGCGGCUUCUUAGCUGGUCGAGUGCGCGAGAAGGCGAGUAUGUUCGAACCGCCAAAGGAUACUGGUCUUGAUAGGGAUGAUGUCGCUCUAUGUGUUUACCACAUCCUCGAACGCCUCAUUCCGUACGCGAAAAUGCAACCACCUAGCCAGAACUAUGAGUCUAGCAGAAGGGGCGUGGACCUGGUUCGCGCGUUCCGAGCAGGAAUAGGAGAAAAUUUGUACGAAGGUACUGCUAGAUCCUGCAUUCACGCCCUCUCCCUCUGCUGUUUUGAGACGCCAGAAGCUAUUGGUACGGAGUAUCCAUCUAUCGUCACAGCUAUGAUGCAAAAAAUCUCUCAACCGCACCUGCUUGUUCAUAUUCUGGAGUUCCUGGCUCAGGUAGCUAGGUUACCUCAUUUGCACAGACACUUCAUGGACGACGAGAUCAAACAGAUAUUUGGUAUCUGUAUCAGCGCACUGAACAGGCUUCGCUCGACGGAAGUCACGAACACCAUGGAUCAAAAACGAAUUAGUGCUCAUGCCCGAACCAAAGGUGGCCUACUGACUCCAUAUCGAGCGGCGAUGCUGAAAGAGGAAGGACUUACCCAGUACUCAUGCGCUCUGGCGUAUCAUACUAUGAUAUUCUGGUUUUUGUCCAUCCCGUUACCUCGCAGGAACGAGAAGAUCAAAGACAUUAUACCACCUCUGAUCAGGACUGACCCCCAUGGACAAGGCAAUAUUGAUCAGCAGACGGUUGUCUUGAUUGACAUGAUGCAACGCACAGCCUUCUCCGACCUUGCCGAUACAGCGCGAGAUGAGAGCUUCUCCGGCGAUGAUUAUGAACGAACAACCUUUAUCGAUGGCAAUGCAAUCAUUACGAUCGAAACCCAUCGAACGAACGGUCGAUCUCAGAUUACGAAACGGCAAGCUUCUGGCACGACGCACGCUGUGUUCACGCCGUUGGUACAAGAGCUCACAUCUCAUCACGACCGCGCCUUCCGGGACUUCCCUGAUCGUGCAAGGCCAUCCCACACGUUCCUGAACAUGAUUGGGUCUGCAAUACCUAUCGCACUUCCCGAGCAACCGCUCAAGCUGAAUCCCAAUGAAUCUUAUGUGAGCCGUGGAAUGAGCGUACUAGACAGGACACCUGUUGUCGAUAGCCACGCCAUAGGUGUGAUCAUCUUGAAGAAUGGACAAAUGAAAGAGAGUGAAUAUCUUGCCAACACAACAGGAACACCUGCUUUUGAGAGCUUCCUUGACUCGAUCGGCACGAGAGUGUCUCUGCAUCCUCCUGUGCAGUUCAUACCCUUCAAUCUCAUACCUAGCAAUGAGGACGGACCAAAUGAUGGUGAUGAGACAGUGGCUUGGAGAGACAGGAUCAACGAGAUCGUGUAUCAGGUAUCAAGCUUGAUGCCAAACACAGAGGAUGAAUGGCAGACAAGGAAAAAGUCACAUCUCGGCAAUUGCAACGUGCUCAUCAUAUUCAAUCAGUCGAACAAGCCGUGGAAGUGGGAACAAUUUCAGUCACAAGUGACCAUGGUCAAUAUCGUCAUUACACCGGUCAACUGGGUCUCGAAUCAGCAGAAUUCGGAUGAUGUGGAGCACGAGUUCUUCACAGUUGAAGUACUGACGAAGGGUGAACACCAGAACAUUUCCGCAGCGGCAGAGAAGAAGGUUGUAUCUCGGACAACACUGGCUCAGCUGGUCAGGCUUCUAGCAUUGAAUGCAAAUAUUUUCUCUGGAUGUGCUAAAAAUGAGAGUAUAGGAGAUGCAGAGUUUCCUUCUGCCUGGCGUUCUAGGUUGCAGCAGAUUGUGCAACUGAAAGAACGAACACAACAACGGGUCCUCGACAACGAGGAUACAUUGGCAAAAAGGUAUGAUUUUAACAGGUGGACUUAA